AUGGGGCAUAGGCAGGGGUGGGCUAGCGCUCAGUACAGCCCUCUGCGUCCUCAAGACACCCACGCGCCCCUCUGCGUCGUCCCUCUCACCCCCUCCUUCGUUGAACGCGUGUCCCGCGCUGAGCGCCCGCCGUUCGAGUACUCACCGCACCGGGAAUUCACGGCGCUGGUGCUCGGCGCGAGGGAGCUUUGCAAAGGGGCAAAGCAACAUAAUCGAACGGUGUCAAUUGACCUUCAGGCCGUCGCGCUCGCCCAAGUUGCCGGCAAGACGAAGAUCACUGUCUCUACCCGCACAUCCCAAUACUACUCGACUCUAUGCUACACGGAGCGUAUCAAGAAGACUUUCGAGGAGCGCUUCCAGGCGGAGAUGCAGUCCUGGCAGGCGAAGAAGGAGGCAGCCGGGUCAGCGGGAGCCCCUUUCUCCGAGGACAAGCCGACAACCAUGGGUGUCCGUAACCGCGUUACGAACGAGUUUUGGGCAAAGGAGCCCCCCGAGUACAAGGCUAUGGUGGAGAAGAUGCACGCGGAGGAGUUGGACAGGCAACGGCGAGCGGCUCGCGAGCUGAUUAACCCCAACGCGCCGUCGACGCCUGAAGAGCUCCAGAGGUUAUACGAUUCGGCUGCCCUUUACCUUCAACCGUUCGCUGACGCUGCGGCGGGGUCGUUCAAGGGUAUUGCGGCGAUCAUGAUAUGUGCCCCGAUGCCCGAAGACGGAGGAGAUCUUGGAGUUUUUAGCGUCCAUGCCAAUCCGGCGGAUUCCCUCACGAAAGCCAAGUGGCCGCAGCUCUUUAAAGAGAAGUUUCGUCAAGUGGAGAAGGGGAUGCUGGAGUACGGACAGCAUGUAUUCAGCAAGAAGACACGCAUGUCGCGAGCACUUCCCUCGAUGUUGACGGGCCCUCUCGAGGCCGAAAACGAGGAUCAUUCAACACCCGAUGAGCAGGACGACAAUCCCCCCAGCGUGGACGACCUCUUCGACGACCACUUCUACGACCAUGUUAACGAUGACGAAACCUCCGGAUACGACGCGAACGAAGUUAACGACGAGCAGGGUCAGCACGAACCUGGACAACAUGAGCACGAGCAAGAGCAAGAGGACAGCAACGUCGAGGUCGUUCGCGAGGGGGACAACAACUCCUUCGCCCACGUCGACGACAGCCUUGAGCGCGAGCACGACAUGAUGCGCAUGAUCCAUGAACAGGACAACACCAAUGACUUCAAUAAUGCGCCACGUCCAAUGACCCCUACCCUCGAGGACGAGCCUCUGUUCCUCCACGCGUCAUCGCCGGCUCAGCCUUCUCGUGCAUCAUCCGUCGUCUCCAAAUCUGCGUCGCGCGCUAUCCAGGCGCCAGCUUGUCAGCAGAACCUGCCGCGAAUGGAUGAGCCGCAUGCGCCAUCGCAGGCGCUGCCUCCGCCGGCGAGCGCUUCUCUGCAGCCGGUGCUGCGUACGGCCGCUACGCCCACGGCAAUCGGCUCCCAUCCGAACGUUCCUCCCAUCAUCCACGACAUAUGGAAGCUGAACGCGAUGCCGGCGUGGUCUGAGCACGUACGCCUGGCUGUCACAGCUUGUAGGCGCGGACAGUCUUGGGCAACGGCUUUCGGAGAUGCCGUCAAGUCGUACGUCGAGUUUGAGGAGGCGCAUGGCUUUCCAGCGAAGGACGCGGGCCGCAAGGUCAUCAGUGACAAGAAGACACGCCCGCCGCAGUAUGCUGCUUGGCUCAAGAUUGCCCGCCCCUACGAUCGCCCAAUGCUCAUCAAGGACAUCGACGAGUACACUCAGCAGUGGUGGGGCUGGCUGGCGGCACACCUUCCCGAAGGGCUCCGCAACCAGAACAGCUACUUGCUCGACCUGUCGCGCGUAGAUCUCGCCGACGCGACGACCUGGAAUGGACUGGACAAGGCCUGCGGAAAGGACGGUGUCCUGCAGAUUGUGCUCUCGCUUCUCUGGUGGGGCGAUGCGGUACACGGUCACGGCACCUACACUACCACCCAGCGCGAUAAUUGGGAAGCUGCAUGCGUCGAACUGAGCGGCAUUCUCAAUGCUAUGGCCGGUGUAACUCGGAGGUCCCAGACUGGCAGCAAGAGGAUGUCAUCGGGCGAUGCUCCUCCGCCCCCGCCUGCUAAGAAGCGCAAGCAGCAGGAGUCGAAGGCUGCGACGCCAUCUCACGUUAGCCGCGCCUCAACUUCCACCUCUUCGUCCUCUCGCCGCCGCCGCCGCUGA
Messenger RNA from Schizophyllum commune H4-8, 2217 nucleotides. RefSeq lists its product as uncharacterized. The coding region runs from base 1 to 2217 and encodes 738 amino acids. The transcript has 8 exons. NCBI's taxonomy places the organism in Eukaryota, Fungi, Basidiomycota, Agaricomycetes, Agaricales, Schizophyllaceae. The record is from RefSeq and is a predicted model, not a curated record.